Anolis carolinensis (green anole) is the source of this 1436-nucleotide messenger RNA. RefSeq names its product amine sulfotransferase. Gene Ontology annotation, molecular function: sulfotransferase activity. The transcript is spliced from 7 exons. Gene Ontology annotation, biological process: sulfation. The record is from RefSeq and is a predicted model, not a curated record. The coding region runs from base 173 to 1051 and encodes 292 amino acids. NCBI's taxonomy places the organism in Eukaryota, Metazoa, Chordata, Lepidosauria, Squamata, Anolidae. Gene Ontology annotation, cellular component: cytoplasm.
UAUUACAAUAUCAGUAUACAAUAAAGUCAUUUACACUCCCUAAGAAUAUGCUGUUAAAUAGUGGCUUUCUGGAAAGCAACAAGAGCAGUCUUGAUAAUUAAACUGAAAUAGUACAAGCAAAAGAAGAUUCUUUGCUGAUUUUAGCAAACAAAACUAACAAGCAGCACCAACAAUGGAGCCAUCAAGCAAGUACCUGUUCAAACACAAACAAAGCUAUUUUCCAUCAGAUUUGGUUACACCAGAAUAUAUUGAUUCACUGGAGGAUUUUGAAAUCAGAGACAGCGAUAUAUUUCAGGUCACAUUUCCAAAAUCAGGAACCAUAUGGACACAGAAUAUUUUGAGCUUGAUUCUUCAUGAAGGUCAUCGAAAUGGAACUGAAGACAUGGACCUAGCAGACAGAGUUCCAUGGCUAGAGUACAACGUACGCAAAAGAGAUUAUGUUAAUCGUCCAUCACCUCGCCUCUUUGCUACCCAUCUGCCCUAUAAUUUAGUUCCAAAGGGAUUAAAAAAUGGAAGAGGAAAGAUUAUUUAUGUGGCCAGAAAUCCAAAGGAUGUCUUGGUCUCCUACUAUCAUUAUUCCAGAGUUUCUGUCCUCCUUGAAGAAGUGGAAGACUUUGAAAUGAUUAUGGACCAUUUUCUGGCUGGUAAAGUUAUAGGUGAUUUAUGGCUGGACCAUGUAGAGGGCUGGUUUGCUCAGAGGGACCACUUGAAUAUUCUCUUUCUUAUGUAUGAAGAAAUGAAGAAGGAUAUGAGAGGCUGUGUAAUGAAAAUAUGCAACUUCCUAGGAAAGAGACUGACUGAAGAGGAGAUAGAUGAUGUUGUGGAUAAGGCUUCAUUUGGCAAAAUGAGUAUGGAUCCUAGAAGCAAUUAUACCGCCACACAUGAUAACCUCCUAGAUUUAAGCAAAGGACGUUUUAUGCGCAAAGGAACUAUUGGAGACUGGAAAAACACAAUGACGGUCGCACAGAGUGAAAAAUUUGACAGUGUUUUUAAGGAACGCAUGGAAAAGCUUCCCUUCAAGUUCUGCUGGGAUAUCAAGGAUGAAUUAUGAAUAAGGAUCAACAAACCUGACUCUUUUGCCUUGUAAAGAUUUGUCUCAAUUUGUCAAGUCAGUUUGCAAAUUUUGUUGGAUAAAAUGGGCAUGAAUUUAACAGGUUUCUCAUAAUACCCAGAUUCUGAAUACCCUUCCCAGAAUAUACAUAUUUUUUGAAGAGAACAGGAUAGAUUAUUACUUGUAGGAAGGUGUGGGAAAAUUAUAAAUUCUCUGUUUCGUGUCAUAUAUUUCUUCCUGCACAAAAUUUUGUAUUUUCCUUUGGUCUGAGAUAACAUUCAGAUCAUUGCAAAGUUCAGAGAAUUGCAAAGGAUAAAAAGAUACCUGUAUUAUGGAUUGUAUAAUGUUAAUAAAAAUGUGACUUGGAUCAGAUCCUAUAAAAAUA